CUUUACCUAUUAAUAUGUUAAUCGAGCUUCUUAAAUAGUUUCGUAGUCUCAUUUGAAUAACCCUAAUAUUCAGUUCAAUGUCCCAUGCCCUACCCGCCGUCUGGAUGGUGUUCUCUGUGUAGUUCUCUCUGUUGUGGUCAGUGGGUGAUAUGGCGACGGGCCAGUUGGCUUUUGGCUGGUUUCGGUUUGACGCCUUCAGUUUAGUUAGUUGUGCGUUAGGACCUACUGAGGCCACAACAAUGUCCACUCGAUGGGGCCAGCAAGAGCAUUGUGACGGCAUUUAUCGAUUUUGUAUAUAACAACAACAACAUACAGCAGGACGAUGAGCAUGCUGGGUUUUGUCUAUCUAGUUCUCAUAUUGGGCUGGAUAUUAAUUGUGUUAUUUCUAAAGUGUAAAAAGUCAUUAGCAGCUCCAUUCCGUUUCGGCGAGAACUAUACCGAUGCCAUCAAUGAGACGGAACGUCGUCCUUCAGUUCAUGUUAUUCAAUUGCAAAGUGAUGAUGUUGAACGUGAAGAUCAUUAUAUGAAUCAUUUUCAUCGGCAUACGGAUAAUUUGCAAAGAUAUUCACAUCGCUCGACUCUGGAAGAGCGUACCAUAGAGCGUACAUAUCCCACAGAUGCAGUGAUUAAUCCUGCCUAUACCCAUGACGAGGAUUAUGUGAUUAAUGCUCCGCCUCCAUCGUAUGAGGAGGUAAUGCGUCAGCCUCAGGUCUAUCCGCAGGUCAGACAGAAUAAUCCCAAAAUAAGCGACAUUAAUAUCUAACAAUAAGAUUUGAAAUGGUUAAUCUAUCGCAUUUUGUGUAUAUAGUAUUAAUAUAUAUGUGUAUUUUUGGUUACAUGCAUAUUCUCUCUUAUUUAUUUUCGCUCCUACAGAAAACAAAUCAAUUCAAUUGAUUUGAAACAAAUAUUUUUCUUUUUCAAUUUGCCCUAAGCGAGUAACAUAUAAUAUAUUAAAUACAUCACAUACUAUCUCUCCCCUUAG
Messenger RNA from Drosophila willistoni, 982 nucleotides. RefSeq lists its product as uncharacterized. The record is from RefSeq and is a predicted model, not a curated record. Bases 323 to 763 code for a protein of 146 amino acids. NCBI's taxonomy places the organism in Eukaryota, Metazoa, Arthropoda, Insecta, Diptera, Drosophilidae. The transcript is spliced from 3 exons.